Cercocebus atys (sooty mangabey) is the source of this 766-nucleotide messenger RNA. It is a transcript of the gene S100G, whose product is annotated as S100 calcium binding protein G. The coding region runs from base 225 to 464 and encodes 79 amino acids. Gene Ontology annotation, molecular function: calcium ion binding; transition metal ion binding. NCBI's taxonomy places the organism in Eukaryota, Metazoa, Chordata, Mammalia, Primates, Cercopithecidae. The record is from RefSeq and is a predicted model, not a curated record. Gene Ontology annotation, cellular component: cytoplasm. The transcript is spliced from 2 exons.
UACAGGCAUGAGCUACCAUGCCCGGCCUAAGAUGCUUAUUUUUAAAACAUGUUGGCAGUUACUGGUGUCAUUCCCACCCCAACGUUCUCUUUUCCUUAUUCUUCCCCAUUUAUGCCAAGGAAAUGGCCCAAUGGCACUAAAAUCCUGCUGACAACCCUCAGCACAAAACUCUGCUUCAGCUUUUUGGUAAGUUUUAUUUUCUUCCCAAUUUAUAGGGCACCAGAAUGAGUACUAAAAAGUCUCCUGAGGAACUGAAGAGGAUUUUUGAAAAAUAUGCAGCCAAAGAAGGUGAUCCAGACCAGUUGUCAAAGGAUGAACUGAAGCUAUUAAUUCAGGCUGAAUUCCCCAGUUUACUCAAAAGUCCAAACACCCUAGAUGAUCUGUUUCAAGAACUGGACAAGAAUGGAGAUGGAGAAGUUAGUUUUGAAGAAUUCCAAGUAUUAGUAAAAAAGAUAUCCCAGUGAAGGAGAAAACUAAAUAGAACCCUGAGCACUGAAGGAAGAGCACCUGUGCUGUGGUUUUAUCCUAUGUGGAAUCCCCCAAAGUCUCUGGUUUAAUUCUUUGCAAUUAUAAUGAUCUGGCUGUGAGGUUCAGUUAUUAUUAAUAAAGAAAUUAUUAGACAUACCUUACUUUGUUAAGUACUGACCCUCAUAACAUAAUAGACUUGAAAGUAACCUCAGUCUGAUUCAACUAAUUCUAUAGAUUUAAAAGAGAGAGAGAGAGGGAGGCUGAGGCAGGAAGAACACUUGAACCCCGGAGGUCAAGG